Amphibalanus amphitrite is the source of this 1758-nucleotide messenger RNA. Its product is annotated as classical arabinogalactan protein 4-like. Bases 158 to 553 code for a protein of 131 amino acids. NCBI's taxonomy places the organism in Eukaryota, Metazoa, Arthropoda, Thecostraca, Balanomorpha, Balanidae. The record is from RefSeq and is a predicted model, not a curated record. The transcript has 5 exons.
CUGGUUCACAGCUCCGUCCUCGGGCGCCGCCCCGGCUCAUAUCAUCAAGGCCGGCUCGGUAACGCCGCCCGAGCUGAGCUCCUGUAAACUGGCGGCACCGCCGCAGCGGGGACACCGGAGGAACGUCUCUGACACGAGCACCUUCAACAAGACUCUGAUGUCAGAGACGACUCAGUUCCUGGCCCCUAAUCAGGUGGACCGGCCGCGACCGGUGGCCAACAGAUCGUCUCAGGUCACCGACCCCGGCCAGAGGUCGCCGCUUGAAGUCAGCCAGAGGCCACACACACAUCUCUCCGGCAGCGCGUCGCAGACUCUGCCCCCGCCGCCGGCUCGCAGCGGUCUCUGGAACCCGUUCGAGUGGUCCACACCGGCCCCCGGGGUGACGCGCGACCCCGCGGCGCCACCGCCAGCGGCUGUGCCGCCGCCGGCCGCAACUAACCGUGCCGCUGCAGAACCGGAGGAUCCGUUCGGCGCCGCUCCUUUCGUACUGCCAGCAGCGCUGCGUGGAACGAGAGCCUCGGCUGCCGCUCUACAGAGAGGUAACUCCACCUAGUGGCCGGCAGAAAAGGCUAAGCUUCCCGUCGCGGCCGCCGCGUGGCGCUGUCGGCGCUCGGGAAAACGUUAGGCGGAUACUUCAAAUUUAGCUGGGCAAUGAUUGACUUAGGCUCAUCAGCGCGCUUGCUUUGUACAUUUCAUAAUCCAAGGGGCUUGACUGUUAAAACUUAUGUUGCUUUAUUGUUUAUCAGAUGUUGCAAGCACUUUCGUUUAUCAAGAACCGAAUGCUAGCGCGAUUGGCCGCUUAGUCAUUGUUUAUUAAUUGCCAUUCGAUGAUAAUUAUGGAUAGGCUGUUUCGUAUAUCUGCUACGCAAAUUCGAUAAUGGAUAUGAAUAGAUAUCAUCUGCGGUAGCGCUUAGGCUCAUUCAGGGGAAAAGUAUGGCUGAAGCGUGACAUAGUGAUCGAUAGGCGUACCACGUUACUUACAGACGUCAGAGGUUAACUGACAUGACUGGUCGUCUCGAGCUCGGCGAGAAGUGAUUUCGGUGAAUGGCCUGUCUUGCCAGGGAGUCAGUCGGGUGUUCAUCCUGUGUCAGCCCGGUGUCAUGACACAGGUGUCAGGGUGUCAGACAGAUACCGGGUGGUGUCAUUGUGUCGGACUUGCAUCAAGUCCAGGGCGGUGACUGGGGUAGGGGGAGUGAUGACUUUCGGCUUCGAGACUCGUAGAAUUUCGUCGAGCAUCGCCGAGUCUCGUCGAGUCUCGUCAAGACUCGCGUAGUCUCGCCCGAUAUCGUUAAGGCUUGUCGAGUUUCGCGGAGUCUCGCGUUGUCUCGCUGCUUCUCGUCGCCAAUUCUAAUUCCCGAUACCGAGCUGUGUGUAAGCUGAUGUCAGUCAGCUGAGCCUCUGACGCGCUCAGGAACUGCGCAUGCGCGUUACGGAUCGCGCAACAACCGAUAAUCACUAUGUACCCAUGUAGAGACUAUUCGACAAUCAUUUGUAAUCGCAAUACCAAACGCCGCGGGGUUUAGUUCGGCCGAUGUCCGCCUGGCGGCGCUAAUGUCGCAGUAGUUGGCUCGGCAGCCGCUGGGCGGCGCCGGUGUCGUGAUGGCCAUGAGCGCGCGCGCCAAUUUUGGGCGGGGGCGGGGCGGCGGCUGCCCGAACCCGCCCCCGCCCGGGUAUCUGGACAGUCCGCCCCCGCUCCGCCCCGCUCCCGCCAAAAAUGGCGGUUAUCCUAUGUUAAUCAAUAAAGAAAAAACUGUAAAA